Molecule: messenger RNA, 885 nt
Organism: Ochotona princeps (American pika)
Lineage: Eukaryota; Metazoa; Chordata; Mammalia; Lagomorpha; Ochotonidae
Gene: FKBP14
Product: FKBP prolyl isomerase 14
Exons: 4
Coding region: 29-664 (211 amino acids)
Molecular function (GO): peptidyl-prolyl cis-trans isomerase activity; calcium ion binding
Source: RefSeq, a predicted model, not a curated record
GUAGGGACAAUUUCUCUGGGCCAAAGCCAUGAGGUUUUUGUUGUGGAACGCAGUCUGGACAUUGUUAGCCACGUCUUCCAGCGGGGCUCUGAUCCCCGAGCCCGAAGUGAAAAUCGAAGUUCUGCAGAAGCCGUUCAUCUGCCAUCGCAAGACAAAGGGAGGGGACUUGAUGCUGGUCCACUAUGAGGGCUACUUAGAGAAGGACGGCUCCUUGUUUCAUUCCACCCACAAGCAUAACAACGGGCAGCCCAUUUGGUUUACCCUGGGCAUCCUGGAAGCUCUCAAAGGCUGGGACCAGGGACUGAAGGGGAUGUGUGUCGGAGAGAAGAGAAAGCUCACCAUCCCUCCCGCCCUGGGCUAUGGAAAAGAAGGAAAAGGUAAAAUUCCUCCCGAGAGCACACUGAUAUUCAACAUCGACCUCCUGGAGAUUCGAAACGGACCGAGAUCUCACGAGUCCUUCCAAGAGAUGGAUCUUAAUGACGACUGGAAGCUCUCUAAGAAUGAGGUUAAAGUGUAUUUAAAGAAAGAGUUUGAAAAGCAUGGGGCAGUGGUGAAUGAGAGCCACCACGAUGUCUUGGUGGAGGAUAUUUUCGAUAAAGAAGAUGAAGACAGAGAUGGGUUUAUAUCUGCCAGAGAAUUCACAUACCAACACGAUGAGUUGUAGAGACGUCUGCCCGUUCUCUGUAACAGCCGUCAUGAAACAGAAGGCAAAUUGCUGUUACAUUUUUUAAGUAUCUUGUUGUUGGUUUUUCUUUUGUAUUUUUAUAUAUAUUGUUUCUAUUAUUUAAAGAACCCCUUAAGUUCGCUGAGUAUGCAUUUGUCUGUUAAGUUAUUGGAACAAUUUGAGGAGAAGACCUCUGGACCAGUUUCUGCCUUUCACGUGUG